AUGAAAACAAAGAAAUGUACAAUAGAGCCGACACCAGAACCACCCCCGCCUGAUCCAUGUAAGUUACAACGCAUAAGACAAAAAGAAAAAGCAGGCAUUAAAAUAUGUCCUCCAAAGCCUAUCGAACCUCCGGAACCAAUAGCACCCUGCCUUGCUAUAUGUAUUGAAAAGAUAAAAAAUCCGCCAUACACCACAACCGAAGAGGCUAUUGUUUGUAUCGUGGAUAGGGAAAAAACUGGAACAUCCAGAUGUGAUGCUAUCGAAGAUUUGACAGCUGCUCAUUCUGAUCCACCCCAUCCUUGUAUGAAACAGCCCCCACCACCACAACCACCUCCUCCUCCGCCACCUGAUCCUUGCGAAGUCCAGAAGAAAAGAGAACGAUUAGCGGCCUGUAAAGAAAAAUACAAAAGAUACUACGAGUGA
Pieris macdunnoughi is the source of this 423-nucleotide messenger RNA. The record is from the annotation of a GenBank genome assembly. NCBI's taxonomy places the organism in Eukaryota, Metazoa, Arthropoda, Insecta, Lepidoptera, Pieridae.